AUGGACAGCAUGACAUAUGACACUUUCAUGACUUGGCUUUCCGGGGAGGGUAAAGAGUACGACGUCAUUAUGUUGCAAGAAACACACUAUGGCCUAGGCAAACAGUUUUCGGAGUGGCUCAUUCCUGGCUACACAUUCGUCAGCAGUCCCGACCCUCAGAGUCGUUAUGCAGGAGUGGCCGUUCUCAUCUCGACAAAGGUGGCCACCAGCACUCAGGUGCGUCAUCAGGUGCAUGUGGCCGGAAGGCUUCUGCACAUCCGAGUUCCGAUCGGCAGCGGCAGGCAAGCCUCCCACCUUGAUCUGAUUUGUGUCUAUCAGUGGGCGUGGGAUGCUGACCCAGAGAAACAGCGAGCUGCCAAGCGCCAGGUCGUCUGGCAACGCCUGGACUCUCUUCUGCGGUCUCUGCCACAGCGCAAUUGCAAAUGCAUUGCUGGCGACUUCAACUGCUCAUUGCGUGAGCGGCCCCACUGUGUAGGCCAGCAUUUGCAUCGCAACACUGCUGGCUACCCAGAUGUCGACGAUUUUGGCACGCUUUUGGAAACACACCACUUGUGUGCCUUAAACACCUGGACCAGGGCGGCAGCCGUCCCCACAUACCUUCAGACAGGCGAACAGGCAAGGAGUGCGCAGAUUGACUACAUUUUGACCGGACAAGCUUCAGCCGUCAGAGAUCGCAAACUAGGCAAAACUGCUAGCAUCAUGGGUGCUGCAAUGCUGUCAGUCGAUCUGAGUCUGGCUUUCGAUCAGGUCAGCCACCAGUAUUUGCGAGCAGCACUCGAAUUCUUGAGCGUUGACCCAGACAUGAUCACGCUCAUUUUAUCCAUACACAGAGCUACGUAUCAUGUGCAACACGGGCAAGAAUCUUCGUGCUUUGAUAUUUGCAACGGCAUAAGGCAGGGGUGCACGCUCUCGCCGCUGUUAUGGGUCUGCAUCACUCAUUACAUGCUGCACAGGUUUAGCCUCAAGGCAGGGACAACAGCUCGUGACAGUCUAGUGCUUUUCGCUGAUGAUUUUAUCUCGAAAUUUAUCCUGCGUGACAUGACUGACGUGCAAGCCCUCGCCACAAACAUCCGGUACCUUUUCGAAACUUUGGGUGAGGCCUGUAUGACUGUUAAUCCCGAAAAAUCUAAGCUUCACAUCAAGGCUGCGGGAGUUCCGUUGAAAAAGUGGCUGAGCAAACACACCGUCACCCACAAAGGGGUCAAGUGCCUGGCCCUACGCACACCUUUUGACACGCUGUAUCUGCCUCUUUGUGAUCAGAUGACUUACUUAGGGGCCGUGAUCUCUUACGCUGCCUUCGAAGAUCAAUCUGCUGAGCACCGCAUUAGCAGUGCUCAAGCGAAUGUGUCCAGGCUGGCAAGGCACUUAUUCACGCAACAUGGACUCAGCUUGAGGCUGCGUCUGCGCUUGUUCAUGACUUGUGUUAGAGCGUCCCUGCUGUAUGGCAUCCCGUCAAUCGGAGUCACUGCUAAAAGCCUUCGCCUUAUGCAGAGAUUCGAAGCCAAGCACGUCAGAAGGUUAGCCAGGGCCCCAGCGCAUUUGACGCAUGAGAGAACGCAGGACCUUUACGCGAGGCUUGGUCUCACUUCUUUGCAAGACGCGCUGCUUGCCCGUGCACAGAGCAGCGUUGACUCUUUUCAGAAGCCGUAUCAGUUUCCGUGGAAAGGGGACCUGCGUAAUUGGCAAGUGAAAAAGCUUGACGAACUUAAAGAAUGCAUACAACUCAGUCAGUCAACUACACUGACUCAGACUGUGUCAGAGGGGGUUCCGUGCCCGGUCUGCGGCGUCUACUUUGACACCCAGCAUGCCAUGCGUGCACAUGCCACGCAGAAGCAUUCUAUGAUCUUUACUGUUCAGCCAGGCACUGCCAUGAGUCAAACGCUUGAUCCUCGUAAGCACAGUAUGGGCGGCAUGCCCACAUGUCGCCACUGCAAAAAGCCUUUUAAGAAGUGGGCUGGCCUUCGAGACCACAUCCUGAAUGCUUGCAGUGUCUGGAGCGGCAUUGCCACUCGUCAAGUUGACUCAGUCCUGAUGACCCUACUGCCUCAGCUGUUGCCAACAUUUCGGAGCAUCGACAAGCUGCUGGUGCGGCACAGCAUGGAGCCCACUCUGGCGGAGAGGGAGGUGGCCAACGUCUUCGGUUCCUCGAUGCCGGCCAUUGCAGCAGCCAAAUCGCAGCGCAGGGAUCCGGACUCAAGCCCGGAGAAGUCGAAGUUCCUCAAGACCGAUCGAGCCAAGGGAGUUCGAGGCAAGGGAUUGGGAGGUCGCAAGCCGGCCCAGACCAGGGCCACGGGACCCCAACAGCAGCAGUCGCAGGAGACACUGAGCGAGGAAACCAUAGCGGAGCUCCUAGCCAUCCUAACCCGACUGGCCCUCAAACACGAGGACAUCUUGGCAGCAGUGCAGGCGGACAGCUGCUUCAUGAUGUAUCUGGACACAUCCGGCGACCUCUCCAUCACGACCAAUCUGUACCAGAUCACACAAGCUUGGCAGACCAAAAAGCGGGACACCCCGGAGCUGCUCACGCAAAGUCUUCGGGUCACUCUUCUGACGGCACUGUUCAUGGAGCUUCGGGAGCGCAUGAACAUGGCCCUGCUGGCAGAAAAACGCGAAGUGCUCGCCAAGCAUCAGUGGAUCAGCACCUCCGACCCAGCGACCUGGAAUUACCAAAAGUGGGAUCCGACGACCGAAGCCGCGGUCGUGGACGCGGCCAAGGUCGGCGUGCCGCAUCAGGAGGCCAUAGAGGUCAUCCAGAAGAUCAUCCAGCUAGUUCCGUCCCUCCUUGUUCAAAAGUUUCACAGCACGCGACCCCAGGCUGCCGAAUAUCAAUCCAAUGUGCUCCCGUUUAUGCUCAUGAUCAGCAAUCGAGGCGAGAAGGCGCAAGACCUCUACAAUCUCUUUCAAAAGAUCUCCGACCUGAGUGCACUGCGGCUCAUCGGGGCGCGACUCCGUCCUCAUCGCCAACGCCGUCAGCCAUUGGCGCUGACGCUGGAGGACGUUGCAGCCGAGCUCCUGAAAUCAUCCAAUCGAGACCGCCAGCCGGAGGGACAGAUCUGUUACAUGAACUCCGUCAUCACUCUAUUUUCAUGGCUUGUGCAGGCAUUUGCGAUGGACCUGCCGUCGCCAUACGGCGUGAUGAAAACGGCUUUUGGGACCAUCAAGGCUGGCCUAAAACUCACCAUCACCAACUGCCUUCCUUGGCAGACCGUGAUCCGGCAGUGGUUUCGUGAAAUGCAAACUGACCUUCAUGCGCAGCAGGAUGCAGUAGCAUUUGCCGAGUUUUUGCUACGCCAAGCAGACAUCCCAGCUUUCCGGGGCACUUGGGAGGCCAGAACCUAUGAACGGAUCUUGAGUGACUCAGGUGUUUUGCCUAUUCGACUUGAGCUACGUACAGAUCUUCAGGCCUGCAUUGAUUACUGGCAUGAGCAGGCUGUGCGCUUCAUCCAGGCACUGCGUGUGCAGCCCGCAUUGCUCUUACUGCAAAUUUCGCGUUUUGACCCGGAGGAUCCACUUCGCAAAUAUGAUGCACCGCUUUUGAUUGAGGCAGGCCAAGUCAUCACCAUGCCGUGUUUCGACGAUGCACACAGCAUCAUACGCGUGCGAUACAGAGUUGCCGGUAUGAUUUACCACUGUGGACCCACCAUCCAUGCAGGUCAUUACCAGACAGUUUUGUGCACCUUGCGGGCGGCUGAGGGCAGAGCAUCCGGGAGUCCUCUUCAGGCACAGUCGCGAACUGCUGAGCUGGUGUCGAUCUUCGAUGCCAUACCGUAUGAUUCAACGCAUUGCAGCUCACUUCGAAAUCAGGUGAUUAAAUCCUUCACUGCUGGCAUGUGCACCAUGGGCCGGUCCAGUGUACGACUUAACACCAUUCAUCAUCCUGACUUCGUGCGACUGGUUUGUGCCACGAUCCGUGAUGUAUGGCCGGAGCAUUACUUCACCAGUUUUACAGUUGUGGAGGGCUCCACUUACAGCUGGCAUCGUGACCGGAACAACGCAUCUGGAUUGAAUUUGGUCAUUCCUCUCACUUUCUUCCGACAAGGUGCGCUGUAUAUAGAAUCUCCUGAAGCUCCAUGGGUCACCAUUGCUGGGGAGACUCGAAGAGCUACCAGGGCUGAUUUCACCAUGGGGCCCAUUGCAUUUGAUGCUCACAAUCUCUCGCAUUGUGCCGAAGUUUCCGAGGAUCGUCGCAUUGUUUGCAUUGCCUACUGCCUGCGAGGAAUCCAACGUUUGAGCGCAGAGCACUACAGCUUUCUGUGUGACAUGGGAUUCAAUGCUCCACUUCUUGACUUGAGGCCAGGGGACAUUUCUGAAACCAUCGUUACCGAUGGCUUUCCUGACCUGCGCUAUGCUUGA
Molecule: messenger RNA, 4353 nt
Organism: Symbiodinium sp. CCMP2592
Lineage: Eukaryota; Dinophyceae; Suessiales; Symbiodiniaceae
Source: the annotation of a GenBank genome assembly